AUGAUUCGUCUACACUUGUUAUGUUUGGUGGUGUUUGCGGGUGAGCACGCGUUUACGUUGUUGGCGGGAGGGUGUGCGGAGUCAUGUGACGCGGGGUUGGCGCCUGCCGAGUUUUCGGCGUGCAUCCACGCACUGCCGUGUCCGUACGCAGCACGAGACGUGUUUACGGCAGCAACGGCGAUGGAAUUGUGUAGCACAACAGCGGCGGCAGAUGAGAUCUUCGCCUUCAAGCCGGGACUGGAUUCGACUUGGGUUGCAGAUGAGUUCGCCGUGCAACUCACAGGUCCCGAAAACGGCAGUGCGGCAGCCUGUCUUGGCAGCUUCGACUUCGUCGGCUACGAACUCGUCGAAGGCGCAACCGAAGAAGACUUUAAAGCCGCCGUGUGUCAGAAUCAACGCCCCAAGACCACCGUGGCCACACCCACCCGCUGGACCGCACUUGGAGUCGCCGACACUCUUACCGUCCUCCUUUUCCCGCACGCCGACACCUACGUCACACUGGAAGGUGACGGCAGCAUGUGCACCGGCUUCUCCUACGCCGGCUUCGAGAUGCACUUCCUUGACACCAACAUACUCGACGCCACCGGCGUCGACGCUGCCGUGCUCGGACACACCCUCCUCGCCAUCGCAGUUGUCACACUCGCGCAAGUAUGA
Molecule: messenger RNA, 654 nt
Organism: Gregarina niphandrodes
Lineage: Eukaryota; Apicomplexa; Conoidasida; Eugregarinorida; Gregarinidae
Exons: 1
Coding region: 1-654 (217 amino acids)
Source: RefSeq, a predicted model, not a curated record